This is a messenger RNA of Anopheles funestus (African malaria mosquito), 12133 nucleotides long. RefSeq names its product kinesin-like protein KIF13A (gene Khc-73). Gene Ontology annotation, molecular function: ATP binding; microtubule binding; microtubule motor activity. The record is from RefSeq and is a predicted model, not a curated record. The transcript is spliced from 15 exons. NCBI's taxonomy places the organism in Eukaryota, Metazoa, Arthropoda, Insecta, Diptera, Culicidae. Gene Ontology annotation, biological process: cytoskeleton-dependent intracellular transport; microtubule-based movement. The coding region runs from base 1565 to 7309 and encodes 1914 amino acids. Gene Ontology annotation, cellular component: kinesin complex; microtubule.
AUGUUCUCAUAUUCCAACUCACGUAAUCUCACGCGCUGAGUUAAUUUUUUCUCACCUUUCAUGGAUGGAUUUUUCGCCCCGAUCAGCUCACCAAUGUGAGACAGUCGGGUCAGUUGUCAAAGUGAACUGUGCCAGGCAGGAGUUGUGAUGGAAUUGUUUCGUUUUCCGGUGCAGGUGCAAUAAGCAAUAAGAGAAGCAAUUGUAGGUGUUGUAUGAAAGAAAGAACAAAUCGUGUGCCAGUGGAAUGGAAAGAAAACGGCAAACCCUGAACAAAGAGCUUGUGAGACCGAAAGGUGUAGCAAUUGGAGACCAAUUCCCUUCCAGGCAGGGUGGAUAAGCUAACGCUGUAGAAGGGAUUCCAGAAUCAUUCAUAAGCUAAAAUAAUUAGUGAAGAAAGGCACAAGGUUUUCCUUUGUUGCGGACAUUCACAUACGGAGUGGAAAAAGUUCUCCGUUCCAUAAAAUUCCAAAAUGCUGGUUGUGCUGCUGAAAUGAUUGUUGUUGGUGGUAUUGUAUUGUGCUAGUGAAUAAAGAGAGCGUUUGUAUUGCGUCCACUCUGCGUAUGCGUAACACCCACUCCGCUCAUUCAUUCUUGGUUAAAAAACCGAAGAGCCUUCUAAAUGGGGAACUACGUAAGGGAAGAAGUUCGCACAACACGACCCGAAAAAAGCAAGAUGGCGUGCUACAUUGGAGGCCUUUCGCCCCCCGCUCAGUGUAAUAAAUCCCUUGCCUUCAGUCGAGAGGAAUGGGGGUGGUCCAGCAAAAUCCCCCCAGAGCGCCGUGAGAUUUUCAUCGCGCGCGCUCUCUUCCAUAUGGUUUUGCACGGCACACAUACACACUUUCUUUCACGCACGCUGGUGUGUUGGUUUAGCUUGUUAACCCUCACGAGGCCACUGUUGAUCGGUUACCCUGCACAAUCGGCAUACGGUGCUUGAUUUUCCAGUUGAAAAGUCGUGCUGUGCACAAGUGCGCGUAUGCAAGAGUAUACGAGCUCGUGUGGGUGUGUGUGUGCGUGCGUGCGCGCGCGCGAGUGUGCGAUUAUUUAUCUGUAUGUGUAAAAGUUGUCUAUUCUAGUAGGGGCAAAAAGGAAAAACGCAUCCUUCAAAGGGGUUUAUUAUUGAAUCGUUUUGUUUGAAUGUAGCUUGCCGUUUCUGAAGAAGGAGCCUUGUGGCUGAGUGUGCGCGUGAUUUGUGUUUCGGAAUGUGUGUUUCCGACCAAGCAAGUGUCCUGUGCGAUUUUUUGAGUAGGAAACCCCUUGUUCUGUUCGUUUUUGCACUUGUUUAAAGUUAGUUAAACGAUUAGAUUAAAAGUUCCCCAAAAUACAACAAAUGCGGAACGCAACGAGCGUCAUUCUAAAAAAAGCAAGGUGUUUAGUGUUUCGUGUUAUUAAAGCGUGCAGUGAGUGAGUGUGUGCGUCGCAGGUUGCGGUGGGUUGCGUUGGGUAUACCCCCGUUAACUUCAUUGCAUCCUCUCUACUAAACACAUCUGCCCCAAUCACUGUUGGCUACUAAAGCUGCGUCGAUAAGGGAUCCAGCUAUACCCACAAAAGGAAAACGGAUUCAAAUAUGUCGGAUAAAAUCAAAGUGGCCGUACGGGUUCGUCCGUUUAACCGGAGAGAACUUGAGCUCGCCACAGAAAACGUCAUUGAAAUGGAUGGCUAUCAAACGAUUUUGAAAUAUCCUGCCAGCUUGGAUAAGAUGGAAAGGAAACCACCGAAGAUUUUCGCCUUUGAUCACUGUUUUUACUCGACCGACGCAAACGCGAAUAACUUUGCAUCACAGGAGCUGGUCUUCAACAACAUCGGUCGAGAUAUACUAGAGAAUGCGUUCCAGGGCUAUAAUGCGUGCAUCUUUGCGUACGGUCAGACUGGAUCGGGCAAGUCGUACACGAUGAUGGGUAGUCAAGAAAGCAAAGGCAUCAUACCGCGGCUGUGUGACGAGCUGUUUGCAUCCAUCGCUGCCAAACAGACGGACGAGCUUAGCUAUAAAGUGGAAGUGUCAUACAUGGAGAUCUACAAUGAAAAGGUGCACGAUUUGCUCGAUCCAAAAACAGCCAAGCAGUCGCUGAAGGUGCGCGAGCAUAACGUGCUCGGUCCGUAUGUCGAUGGAUUAUCCCAGCUGGCAGUCACCUCAUUUAUGGAUAUCGAUAACCUGAUGGCGGAAGGCAACAAAUCGCGAACGGUCGCGGCAACGAACAUGAACUCGGAAUCGUCUCGCUCGCACGCGGUCUUCACGGUUGUUCUGACACAGACACUAAUCGACACAUUAUCUGGGGUCACAGGAGAAAAGGUAUCACGUGUUUCGCUUGUGGAUUUGGCCGGUAGUGAGCGUGCAGUGAAAACCGGAGCCGUUGGAGACCGGCUCAAAGAGGGUUCAAACAUCAACAAAAGUCUUACCACACUGGGUUUGGUGAUAUCGAAGCUAGCUGAUAGUACAGGAGGCGGUGGAGGGGGCAAGAACAAAGAUAAAUUUGUACCGUACCGUGACUCGGUGCUGACUUGGCUACUAAAGGACAAUCUUGGUGGGAACUCGAAGACGGUUAUGUUGGCAACAUUGUCACCAGCGGCCGAUAAUUACGAGGAGACGCUGUCUACGCUGCGGUACGCCGAUCGGGCAAAACGAAUUGUUAACCAUGCCGUGGUGAAUGAAGAUCCGAAUGCCCGUAUCAUUCGUGAGUUGCGUAAGGAGGUAGAAACGCUGCGCGAAAUGUUGAAACAUGCGACGGGUAACAAUUUCGGUGACAUGAAGCGCGUCGACAUUCACGAUAAGCUAGCGGAAAGUGAGAACUUGAUGAAGCAGAUCUCGCAAACAUGGGAAGAGAAGCUAGAGAAAACCGAACAGAUCCAAAGCGAACGUCAGCAGGCACUAGAGAAGAUGGGCAUUAGUGUGCAGGACAGUGGUAUCAAGGUGGAGAAAAAUAAAUACUAUCUGGUCAAUCUGAAUGCGGAUCCGUCACUAAAUGAGCUGCUGGUGUAUUACCUGAAAGAGGAAACGCUGAUCGGUGGUCGAAGCAGCAGCGGUAGCAAACAGCCCGACAUUCAGUUGCUUGGCCUCGGCAUCCAGCCUGAACACUGUCUUAUCACAAUCGAAGAUGGCGAGCUAUACAUGGAACCUAUUGAGAAUGCGCGUUGCUGUGUAAAUGGCUCGGUCAUGAGUGGUAAGACAGCGCUUCAUCAUGGUGAUCGUAUCCUCUGGGGUAACCAUCACUUUUUCCGGGUAAAUUGUCCGAAAUCUGCCACAAACAGUGCGGCUUUGGGAGCUUCAGAACCGCAAACACCGGCGCAGCAUCUUGACUAUUACUACGCGCAAGAAGAAUUGAUGCAAAACGAGCUGAGCAACAAUCCGAUUCAGGCGGCCAUCUCGCGGCUAGAGAAGCAACACGAGGAAGAUAAACAAGUAGCACUCGAGAAGCAGCGACAAGAGUAUGAGAAGCAAUUCCAACAGUUGCGAAACAUUUUGUCACCGACAACACCGUAUGCACCAUAUGCACCAUAUGAUCCGUUUCGGCUAGGAAAACUCCCUCCAAACACACCGACCGGCCAGCUACGCGUUGAAAAGUGGGCGCAGGAGCGGGAUGAAAUGUUUAAACGAUCCCUCGGUCAGCUCAAAACAGAUAUCGUACGAGCGAACGCACUCGUACAGGAAGCAAACGUUCUAGCAGAAGAGAUGGACAAGCAAACAAAGUUCAGCGUGACGCUACAGAUACCUCCGGCUAAUCUCAGUCCGAACAGAAAACGAGGCGCCUUUGUAAGCGAACCUGCCAUUUUAGUGCGGCGUAUGAACUCAGGCAGCCAGAUCUGGAGUAUGGAGAAACUGGAGAACAAGCUGAUUGAUAUGCGCGACAUGUACCAAGAUUACAAGGAGCGUCAUUUAACCGCUAUGGAAGAGGCAAAAGCUAAGUCGGAUCCAUUUUACGAAUCGCAAGAAAAUCAUAACUUAAUCGGUGUAGCAAACAUCUUUUUGGAAGUGUUGUUUCACGACGUAAAAUUGGAGUACCACACACCGAUCAUUAGUCAGCAAGGAGAAGUUGCGGGGCGAUUGCAGGUGGAAAUUAGUCGGGUGGCUGGUACCUUCCCACAAGAUCGUAUGUGUGAGUCAGCGUCCGAGAGUUCCGCGGAUAGUCAUGAGGACGAUGAAGACUUACCAGAUACACCGUCACCGCCACCAACCGCCAAUAGCAAUCAAAUCAGCUGUAGGAUUAGCAUCAAGCAAGCGUCCGGACUGCCGCUCUAUCUGUCCAAUUUUGUGUUCUGUCAGUACUCUUUCUGGAACCAUGAGGUAGCGGUUGUGCCGGCAACCAAUCAAGAAGUCGCUGGUCACAACCAAAAUAUAACGUUCAAGUUUGACCACGAAGCGGACUACGUGGUGACGAUGAAUGAAGAGUUCAUGGAACACUGCACAGAUGGUGCACUCUCAAUUGAGGUAUGGGGCCAUCGCUCGGUGGGAUUUUCACGCAUGAAGGACUGGGAGGUAGAGCAACAGCAGGCCAAGGCACGUUCCCUGGCAGAUCGUUGGGCAGAGUUAUCACGCAAGAUCGAGCUGUGGGUUGAGAUCCAUGAGCUGAACGAUAAUGGUGAUUGGGCGCCCGUUGAGGUUCAGUGUGCACGCGAUAUGCUAACAGGUGGAGUGUACCAGCUACGACAAGGGUUCCAACGGCGCGUAAUGGUACGAGUGAAGCCAGUGCAAAACUCUGGUACGUUGCCUAUCAUCUGUCAAUCGAUCAUCAAUGUUUCGAUGGGAUGUGUAACUAUGCGUUCAAAACUGCAGAAACCGAUGGACUCGUAUCAAGAAGAAGAUCUUACGGUGCUACGAGACAAAUGGAGUGAAGCUCUUGGACGCCGACGUCAGUACCUUGACCAGCAAAUACAGCGAUUGAUCAACAAAGAUGAUAAGACGGAACAGGAAAAGGAACGCGAACAGAGUUUGGUGAACCAAUGGGUUUCGCUGACGGAGGAGCGCAAUGCGGUGUUGGUGCCAGCUCCUGGGUCCGGCAUUCCUGGUGCACCUGCCUCUUGGGAUCCACCGCUCGGCAUGGAACCACACGUUCCUGUUCUGUUUCUCGAUCUCAACGCAGACGAUUUGUCAACGCAGGGUCUGUCAAACGACGAGGUCCCUCUGGCUGGUGUGAAUUCAAUUUUGCCGAAAGAGCAUGGCAAUAAGUUCUAUAAUUUACAGAUAAUCCAGCACUUGGACAAGGAUAUUUGCGCUAUUUGUAGUUGGGAUUCAUCCAUUCAUGACUGUGCGUCGCUUAACCGUAUCACCGAAGCUAAUGAGCGGGUUUAUCUGAUUCUGAAGACGACCGUUCGACUUUCGCAUCCGGCUCCAAUGGAUUUGGUACUACGCAAACGGCUAGCACUAAACAUUUAUAAGCGACAGAGCUUUACGGAUCGGUUAAAGAAGCUGCGAAUUGGACGCGCGGACUCACUAUCGUUACAAUCAGGCGUUACGUACGAAGUGGUUUCCAACAUUCCAAAGGCUUCGGAAGAGCUAGAGGAUCGUGAAUCGUUGGCUCAGAUUGCCGCCACCGGUGACGAUUGUUCGGCAAGUGAUGGCGAAACAUACAUCGAAAAAUAUACCAAAGGAGUAUCAGCUGUCGAGAGUAUUUUGACGCUGGAUCGUCUAAGGCAGAGUGUGGCCGUAAAAGAGCUGGAACAGGUGCGCGGACCGGCACUUUCUAUGCGCAAGACGGCCAGUGUACCAAACUUCUCACAGGCCGUAAAAGAUGCCAGGGAUCUAAGUACGAGUCUCACCACCUCGAGGACAAUGAGAUUCUUCGAUGCCUCGUUCGAGUCGUUGUUGAGCAUUGGACGUUCAGAAUCGUAUGCUGAUUUAAAAAUGGGCAUUAACAAUGCGCAAAGCACGCGUGAGAUAGCUAACAACAGGCAAAAAAUGAAAAACAGCAAUGGUGAGGAAUCCUCCAGCUCGGGUUACGGUGCAGCUCGCCCCACAUUCCUCAAUCUUAAUAUCAAUCUGAACUCCUUGCGACUUCAGCCAACUAAACCCUCACCAGCAGCAAGCAAAUUGGCCCAAAGGAUGACGACGUUGCACGAGGAACCGUUGAUUAAGCAGAUCUGCUACGAAGAAGAAGGAGAGGACCGGUUUAGUGAACCGGAGUAUGCCGAUUACAACGAUUUCUACGAACAGCCAAUAGGCAAGAAGCCGUCACUAUCGAAGAUGAAAUCAUCGUACACAGUCGAAUCCUUUAUUGAUAUCGAUAAACGUAGCCAGUCGACUGCUGUCGAAGCGAUGAAUUCGAUCGGGGUGACCGGUGUAAAAUUUGCUGGUAAGACGAAGGCAGAAUCAUCGUCCAUGGGUGGUAUUUCAUCGGCGCCGGUGUCGGGAGGCACUGCUGGUAGUCAUGGGGCGAAAUAUCAAACAAUGACGCCUAGCAUGAGUUCGUCCACUUCGAGCGGCUACGGUUCUCAAGCCGUCUCGUGCACUAACCUCACCAACGAUGACACGUACUCCAUCCGCUCACUAAGCGCCGGAGAAACUCCAGAUACAAUGUCGCCGUCCAAAAUGCAGGAACAAAUUUUGUCUGUUAGCACUAAUGCCAAAUCGGAGGACGAAUCUGUGACUUCUCCGACGACCUCAACCUCCGUUUGUGAGAAUACGCUAAUGGCAGGGAGCAUGAACAGCUAUAGCAGUAGUCCACCAACGCGAGUACCGAGCGACAUCCGCAAUCGUGUGAAUCCGUUCCUUAAGGAUGCCAAUUUGGAUGCGUCUGACGAUGGCAGAUCAAUCGAAUCUGUCGAACACGUGAAACAGCAACACUUCAGUAAUGAAGAUGAUGAAGGAAUUGGCGGCGAACAAACUCAGUCUGUAGAUUCAACGACUGCAAGCGAAUCGAUGCAAAUGGUUGACGAAAGUGAAGAAAAUGAAAGUUCAGCAAACACCAAACACUCCUCAGAUGUGAUGGAAAGCAGUUUCUCCUCGACGCCUGGAAAACAGGAAAUAUUUCCGGAUUGGGUUGCGGUUGGCGAGUCCGUGCUAAUAAGACCGUAUAAUACCAGCGGUGUAAUUGCUUUCAUCGGUGCCACUCACUUCCAGGGAGGAACUUGGAUCGGAGUGGAACUGGAUACGCCAACUGGGAAAAACGACGGUACCGUGCAAGGCAUCCAAUAUUUUGAUUGUCGUCCAAAGCAUGGAAUUUUUGUGCGGGUCGACAAACUAAUCCUAGACAAACGUGGCCGUGCAAUGCGUGAGCUGAAGAAGGCAGAGAAGGUGAAAGCCGAGCUAGCUAGUGGCAAAGGGGGGCAAAGAUUAUUGACGGGUGGUGCUGGAAUGACAACAAAUGGACCACGUAAAUGAUACGCGUUCCAUCAUGGCCUCAGUAGUACGCAGUGUACGUCGAGGCCGUUCGCGGGCCGCAAGCGAUUUGUUCCGAAGUCCGCUUCCAUUGCAACAUUUAACCGCGGUAAGUAAAGGAGACACCUCGACGAUACCAUACAUACAUAGCAUACCGAUCGAAUAAAAUGAAAAGUCAAACGGCGAUGAGAUAGAGGCAGUAUUGAAAUUUUCGCAAUCCGUAUGCAUGCCUAUCUCGAAAGACGGAAGUACGAAACGAAAAGUGAAUCGAUAAAGAAAGGCCGCUUGAUCGAAAGUGUAAAUUUAUUUUGUAAGUCCGAUGCAACAAAAACCAUCCCUCUUCUAUCAAGAAGCUUGCUUUAUAUUUUGAAGAUAUGUUUUUUUCCUAUACGCAAACUAGAAGCUCGUUGGUUACGGAGUGAUCGAUACAGAAACUUUAGAAAAACGCUUCAAUAGUUCAGCAACGAAUGUUCUACCGCUCUAGAUAGUGAAUGUGAUCUACUCACCACCCCAAAUUGAUGACGAUUUAAGUAAAUUAUGGUGUUUAUGCAUGUUAUCUUCGCCAUCCUGACUGUAUGAAAUUAGACUAUUGCAACUAUCAUACCAUCAUAACGAGGAUGCACGAACUAAUGGAGCUGGUCAAAAUCGGUGAAAUUGAUAUUACAUACUGGCUCACGACACGAAAGUAAAAAAUGUUAUACAUCCGGUUGUGGAUAAAUCGAACGUAUCUCACUGGUUCGUUUCUCACACACUACCAGCAUAAACAAAUCUGUAUGUUAGUUACACUUUGGUGUGAUCACAUAUUUCCAGCCAAAAGUAAACAAAAACAAAACUGAAUAACAAAUGACUUGCCAUCAACAAACGCGAACUACUGAAGUUUAUUGUUCGAAUAAUUAAAAACGUACAUUUUUAGCCUAUCGGCAGGCAUUUUGAACUGUUUGAACUCGAUUCCAUCCCGCUUUCGAUAGAAAAUUCAAAUACAAUCUAUACGUUUUUCGUCCAUUCAAUGUGAAGCUGUCGGUAGAUAAUAGGAACAAUUUCAUAGCAGAAGAGAGCUAGACAAAUGAUAAAGUAGUAUUUUCUGAAUGUAUCAUAUUUUUUAUUUAUGUUAGGAGGAAACAAUAAAGCACAACGGCUUAAAAGGGAGGACAGCAAGAGUCUUAGAAAUUAGAAGUUGGUUAGCAAGAUAAAAAUGAAAAUGAUAGUGGUUCAUUUGAAUUCUGUCCGUAAGUACGUAUGUGAUUGAUUCCGUUUGUGCAAAACCAUUAAUUCCAUUGCAAUAAGAGCAAGAUUCCUUCCGUUGCAGCGCGGUGUCCUCGGUGGUAGGAAAGCAGCACAUGAUCAUAUUAGAGCGCUAGAAAUGAAGCAGCAAUUCGUCCAAUCGAACGCUAUUACUAGUCUCUUGUGGUGGUAUUAGACGGUAACGGACGAACAUUCUAAAAUGUUUAGGAGACUGAAGAGCUCCAACCGCGAGCAAUAAACAUUCCGUUUCGCGUAUGGACAAAAGGUUAAAGUGAUUGUAUGUGUGUAUGAGAUGAUAGCCUGGUAACAGCGUAUCCUUUACGUCGUCUUAGAUAAACACUGUUAGUCUCAGGUUACUAAUCUGCACCAUCUGCAGUUCAUUGUACGCAAAUCUGUGGACCGAAGGUUGCUUGAAGAGGGAACAGUACUGGAUACUAUGUCACCAGAUAGUAUUGAGAACGUUGGUAUCGAAAAAUGUUUGCUUUGGUGGCUAAGGUACCACUAAUGAAGUGCUUAGCUCAACUGAAAGCAUCAAAGCCGUGGAAAGGAUUGAGGUAGAAGAAAUGUCCUUUAGACAUAUGACGUAGGUUUGGUAUUUGGUAAACGGAUCAUUCAAUACAUUCCCAAGUAGUUGUUGGCACUCAGCUGACGUGAUCUACUAAACUCCUAUGGAAAAUGACGUAUUUUGCUUUCAGUAUCAUCAAAGAUAUUUUUGGACAUUUUAUUUGCUAGUGGCUGUGGGAAGCUUUCCAGCAAGAAGCGGCCUAAAGCAUGCCCAAAAGCAUGUCGAAAUUAUCUAACAACUUUGAGAGCAACACAGAUAAUGAACGAACGUGAAUGUGUAAACCUGUACUUGGAUUUCUUCAAGCUCCUUUCGACUCUUACAAGAUAUGUUAUAAAACACUGAUAGUAAACAGCAAUUAAGUUUGUAGAGGAUCUUAGAUGUAGAUAAAUAUGCAAAAUUGAACACCAGUGAAUCUUAUUGAGGAAAAUGCUGCUGGUGUGUAGGUUCAGCGGCUGUAGAAAAUCCUGUGCACAGCAUAGUAAUAGCAUCGAAAAACAAACGGAGGUAGUAUUGGAUAGAUAGAGUCGUAGAUUGCAACAGUAGCAUCUGUCCUGAUUGGCAUCCUUUGUCGCUGGCCUGUAGCAUGUAGACAUCUAGUAUCAGCAACAGCAGCAGUAGCAAUAGUUGAGCACUGCGGUAAUAAUCCUUUGUAUAGUGAUUUAGUACCACUCAGAAGGAAAAAAAGUGCGUCAUAAAGUUAAUCGUUCAUAAAGAAGCGCGAGAGAAAUCCUCACAGUCACGUGAGCAAUGAGAAUUUUUAAAUCAGAUUUCUUAUCGUUUGCGGUAUAUCAUUUAUGCAAUCUUAAACUUUACACAGCAAUGCAGUUUAUGCUUAAAUGCAACACGCAGCAAAGCCUCAAAUCGGAAACAAAUCAGCAAUAUUUGAACAGGUAGUAAUUAUGGUUCAGAUGAGAUAAUUAAUCACUACCUAUCGAAAAUGGAAACAGAAGUUGCAAUAGUCUGAGCAGGAAUGAGAAGGUUCUAUUUUCCACGUUAGGUGAUUUUAACUUGUAACUAGAGUAGGGAAUUGUGAUUUAGUUUUUUUAAGUUAGGGGACAAAUUUUGUGUUUAACGUUCGCUCAAAAUGGCUUCAUUUUUUCGCACUUGGAAUGUCUUCAUAUUGGGAAAAUAAGUUACGUUUACUAUACAUUUGUUCAUGUUGUUUCAACAUACAACAGACACAUGCUAUAAAUCACGGUUCCGCUUUGCCAGGUUACCGGAGUGUAGUAGAAAGGGGAGGGAGGUGGAUCAUCCUCUGUAUCAGUCCUUUGUUAUUGUUACGCUCAAUAUUAUAAAAGAAAAUGGUGAGUAGUACCAUACAGUUGUGUGAUUUUAAGCUUACGUUUCUUUAGUUUUCCACGAUAAAAACAACGAUGUUAGGAUGCUUUAUUUAGUAACUAUUAGAAGGAGACUCGAUUAUGUAUAUAUCUAUGAACUGUACGACAUGUGUGCGUUAAGAUAUUUUUGGGCAAGCUGCUGUUAGAAAAUGCACACAGAAUUCAUAUCAUUUAUAAAGCAGAUGCUGCUGCCGAAGACGAAAUCGUUUGUGUAUAUUUAUUUUUAAUGCCUAUGUUAUGUUUUGCGUGCAUUCUCUUUCUGGUCUGUAGUAGUACCAUAAGAUUUCCACGCUCCGGUUUUACCGGAUGCGCAACGAUGCUACGAUGUUACACUAGAAAAGCGAAAGUCUCUUUCAGACAGUAUUUUACACAAUCAUUGUUACUAGCGUUUCGAGGAGUAUAACUAUUUCUUAUCCUCAACACUACCCUACCAUUCCUACUCCCCCCCUUUCACAAUCUACCUUCCCAACUCUAUCCAACCGUUGGGGAGCGAGGAAUCAUAAAUGUCAUAAAAUAAUCUAUGUAAUAAAAUGAAGUUGUAUAGUAAAGAAUGAUGAUGACUAAGGAGCGCUUUCUGGCCCGAAAAGUUGACGGGUUGUUGCAAUAAAGGUUAUGAUGGUAAAGGCUGAAAACUUGCAUGAUAAUGAUAAAAGGUGGUAAAAACGCAAACUGGGUAGACGUAUAUUCCCCAUAUCGGACGUGGAAGGAAAGAAAUGUGUUUUGCAGAAAAGUCCAUAGGAACAGUGAGGAAGCGUGUUUAUCGAGUAAUAUCCCAUUCCGUCGCACAUACCCUCCCGCUCGCCCUGGCGUAUUAAGAGCAAACAGAUAUACAAAUUAUUAAUCUUUACCAAAGGCGAGUAAAACAAUAAUAUUACAGAGAGGAAAAGAACGCAUUGUGAAAAUAUUUGAGAAUCUAAAGAUAGAACAACACAAACAAUACAUAAAUCCUGAAAUAAAAGUUUAGUACAGUCGAAUGAAUCACGCGGUCAGAGAAAUGUGGCGGAUGAUGAAAAAAUGAAAAACAAAAUCCACAAAUCUAUUUUUCUAGACUAGUAAUAAAAAUAUGCGACGUGCACGUAUAUGUGUGCUUGCGUGUGCUGCAUGCCACAGGAGGUCAAUAUUGAAUGGGUACAUAUUUAAAGCAACAAAACAAAAACAUAUACAGAGAAGCUUGCUAUUAAACAAAAAUUAAGCAAUCGAACUUUUCAUUUCGCGUGAGAUGCGCCAUGCCAUAACAUUACUCCAAAAUGACGGAAAAAAGUUUCCCGAACAUCCGUGUGAAUGUGUGGGAAAUAUAUCCUUUAAAGUAGGCUACAAACAAACACAACACACGUCACGCUCACUUUUUCAACUUGUCUUGGAGGUGGGACUCAAGCAGCGAUGAGUGAAUCGUUAUGCAAGAUGACAACAGUAUCGCACAGAUAUGAAGAAGAGAUAUAACAAAUCUAGUCAUUAAGCGUGAUGGGUUUUCGUCAUUGAAAUCUACACAAGGAAGAAGGAAUAUAACACAAACCAACAAGAACAUACAAAUUACAACUCAAAGCAUGAGCAAAAACAACAGGACAUCAAAAUAAUCGUGAAAAAUAAAAACAUAAGCAAGCGAAGUAACAACAAAACAAAGAUUAAUACUUAUAAACUGCUUAUUCUGUAAUUAUAAUAAAAAAUAGUCGCAACUCGAAGAAA